CCUUAAUUAUGGAAAAUCAAACAGUCUAAGCCUAAGAACUCUUAACAAAAUGGGGACUUCGUAAUGCAACUGUCUUUAGAAACCCUAGUGUUCCUCUCCUCUAUGAGCUCUCAAUGUCUUAACCACUAAGUGAGGAUCCAACUGUUAGACCAGAUUCUAUAAAUAACACUGGAGCUUUGGUUGCAUAUUCAGGAAAGAAAUGCGGGUAUCUAAUAUUGUUCUAUGAUUUAGUCGUGUUCCUAAGGAUAAGAGAAUCAUAAAAGAUGAAGUCACAGAAAGAGAUGUUUGGUGGGGAGAUGUAAAUAUUGCUUUGAGCCAAGACUCUUAUAAUGAGGUUGAAAAGAUUGCUCUUGAGUAUUUAAAUAACAGAGAGAAAGUAACCAUAUAAUAUUAAUCAUUUAGUUGUUUAUAAUUGAUGGAUAUGCUGGAUGGGAUAUUAAUUAUAGAUUAAGAAUUAGAGUAUUUUGUACUAGACCUUAUCAUGCAUUGUUCAUGAAGAAUAUGUUAAUCAGACCAACUGAUGAAGAACUUAAAAAGGAUUUCAGUGGAGAUGUUGAUUUUUACAUUUUCAAUGCUGGUCCAUAAACAAUUUAGAAACCAAUUGAAGGAAUUAAAUCAGAAGGAUGUGUUGCUGUUAAUUUGACUGAACGUAAGAUGGUCAUUUUAGGAACUUAAUAUGCUGGUGAAAUGAAGAAAGGAGUCUUUGGAGUCACUCAUUAUUUAUUCCCCAAAUAAGGAAUACUCACAUUACAUAGUUCUGCUAAUGAAGGUGAAAAUGGAGAUGUUACCUUAUUAUUUGGAUUAAGUGGCACAGGUAAAACAACCUUAAGUGCUGAUCCCAAAAGAAGACUUAUUGGUGAUGAUGAACAUGCUUGGUCUGACAAUGGCAUAUUUAAUAUUGAAGGAGGUUGUUAUGCAAAAUGUGUUGAUCUUUCAAAGGAAAAAGAACCUGAAAUAUAUAAUGCAGUAAGAUUUGGAGCUGUUUUGGAGAAUAUUGAAUAUUAUUCAGAAGAAACAAGAGAAGUCGAUUUCACAAAUAUUUCAAUUACAGAAAAUACAAGAGUCAGUUAUCCAUUAGAAUAUAUUCCAGGAGCUAAAUUCCCAGCUUAAGGAGAUCAUCCUAAGAAUAUAUUCUUUUUGACAUGUGAUGCUUAUGGUGUUUUACCUCCAGUCUCUAUGUUAACACCAGAAUAAGCUAUGUAUCAUUUCAUUUCAGGAUAUACUGCUAAAGUAGCUGGUACUGAAGUUGGUGUCAAAGAACCAUAAGCUACAUUUUCAGCAUGUUUUGGAGAAGCAUUUUUAGCUCUUCAUCCAACUCUCUAUGCUAAUAUGUUGGCUGAAAAGAUAAAGAAAUAUGAUACUAAAGUUUGGUUAAUCAACACUGGUUGGUCAGGUGGUAAAUAUGGAGUUGGAUAAAGAAUGUCAUUAAAAUAUACUAGAGGAAUUAUUGAUUUGAUUCAUACAGGAGAAUUAAAAGAUGUAGAGUUUGAAAACUUCCCAAUUUUCAAUUUUGCCAUCCCCAAAUCAGCUAAAAACAUUCCAACAUAAAUCUUGAACCCAAGAAAUACAUGGAAGUAAUAUAUUAAUAUAUUUUAGAAAUCCUGAAGAAUUUGAUAAAUAAGUUCUUGAAUUGGCUGAGAAAUUUUAAAUUAACUUCAAAAAAUAUGAAGAUAAAGCAACAUAAGAAGUUAUUAAUGCUGGUCCAAAAUUUUGAAUAUGAAAUUUUAUUGUUUAUGUUUAUGAAUUUAUAUAUUCAGAAUUAAUAUUUAAAUA
Paramecium primaurelia is the source of this 1773-nucleotide messenger RNA. The record is from the annotation of a GenBank genome assembly. Lineage: Eukaryota; Ciliophora; Oligohymenophorea; Peniculida; Parameciidae.